CCGUUAUGAGCAGAGCGGCCAAGCGCCAUAAGUCCAAGUGAAAAGUGAGUUUGUGAGGCAACGACGCUAUAGUAUACAAAAAGAAUAAACAAAAAUCAAGUAUAUCUCACAACUAAACAACUCAGCAGUUCAAAUAUCACAGCGGAGAGCGCAAAUAAGUCAAAGUACCAAUAUCGAAAUACAAAAUAUACAACGCACGGCAAUUAAAUCGCGCACGCAGUCGCUGUGUAGCAGGACAACGCUAGGGUCGACAAAAACAACAACAACAACAACGACACAGCCAGCGCACACAUACAAGCAUUUCAAAAUGGCGCCAAUUAAAGGUACCACUCGCACUGCUGCAAGCAACCAGGCGACCAUAAACGCACUUUUGCCCAUGGCAGGCGUACGAGGCAAGGGACUGAGCCGUCGGGCGGCCAACAGUGGCAUUGAUCCAAAUGCAGAGAAUAUGCAGACGCGCGGUAAACGCAAGGCCGAUAAUAGCCCCAUCAAGAAUGAUAAGAUCAAGCGCUCGGCGCUGGGUAAUUUGACCAACAAUGUUAAGAUCAUGACGCUGCAUCCAGGCGACGAGGACUCCAAGCAGCAGUUGCCCAAAAAGCCGACGGCACAGCAACUUCAGGCGCUUCUGGAUGCAAAGACUAUUGACAAUCUAAAUGUUUUAGCUGCAGUCACUGCUCCACUCCCUGCUGCUAUGCCCAACAAAAUAAUGACGCGCGCCUCAACCAAGACAGAGGACUCGGUGGAGAACUGCCACAAAGUGCUGGACAAGUUCGAGGAGGCGUUAGCGCGUCAAAAAACACGCAAGGCACCAGUGGCAGCAAAAAAGCCGGCCACAGUGCUAGUCGAGCCAAAAGUUGCGCCCAUGCAGGCGCCUGUUGUCCAAAAAUUGGCUGCACCGCCUCCGCCGGCUGCCGUCAAGCCGGUGCGCCGCAUAUCAAAUGACUUUAAUAAGACUGAGGAGAGCCUCUAUAUGUCCGCCCUGGAGGACAUCUCCAGCUGCGAAUCCAUGCGCUUGUCUGGCAAUUUUGAGGCAGCGCGACGCCUCUCUGCUAAACUGCAACUAAAGACUGAUCAGCCAAAGGCAGCACCGGCGCAGCAAUCGGUGCAUAUGGCAGCAGCUGCUGCUGCUAUGGUGACGCCUGUUCGUCCCGUGCCCGAUGAUGUGGAGGACUUUGACCGCAAGAACUGGGAUGAUCCCUUCCAGGUGUCCCACUAUGCCAUGGACAUAUUUAAUUAUUUGAAAUUGCGCGAGCCAGAGUUUCCCAUUCACGAUUAUAUGCCAAAGCAGGUACAUUUGACCACCUGGAUGCGAACGCUACUGGUGGACUGGAUGGUCGAGGUGCAGGAGACCUUUGAGUUAAAUCAUGAAACACUAUAUUUGGCUGUCAAAAUUGUCGAUCUCUAUUUGUGCCGCGAGGUUAUAAACAAGGAAAAACUGCAGCUGCUGGGCGCUGCCGCGUUCUUCAUUGCAUGCAAGUACGAUGAACGCCAGCCGCCACUAAUUGAGGACUUUCUGUACAUAUGCGAUGGCGCCUACAAUCACGACGAGCUUGUCAAAAUGGAAAUGGAAACGCUGCGAACCAUCAACUACGAUCUCGGCAUACCGCUCUCCUACCGCUUCUUGCGCCGCUAUGCUCGAUGUGCCAAGGUGCAAAUGCCCACGCUUACUCUGGCGCGCUACAUUCUGGAGCUGUCGCUUAUGGACUAUGCCACCAUUGGUUUUAGUGACUCGCAAAUGGCCUCGGCCGCUCUCUUCAUGGCACUGCGCAUGCAUGGCGGUGCCGCGAAUCUGCACAAAAAGACCUGGACCUCAACGCUGGCCUACUACACAGGCUAUCAACUGGCACAGUUUGCUGAAGUGGUGCCGGUGCUGAACGCAGGACUGCAUAGGAAACCACGCGCCACCAUCAAGACGAUACGGAACAAGUACUCGCAUAAGAUAUUCCAUGAGGUGGCCAAGGUGCCGCUGCUUAGCAACGUGGAGCUAUUCCAAAGCAAUCUCGAUCUGAACGAAAGUAACUCGUGCACCUGAGCCAUACA
This is a messenger RNA of Drosophila novamexicana, 2040 nucleotides long. It is a transcript of the gene CycB3, whose product is annotated as G2/mitotic-specific cyclin-B3. Gene Ontology annotation, molecular function: cyclin-dependent protein serine/threonine kinase regulator activity. Gene Ontology annotation, biological process: mitotic cell cycle phase transition; regulation of cyclin-dependent protein serine/threonine kinase activity. Lineage: Eukaryota; Metazoa; Arthropoda; Insecta; Diptera; Drosophilidae. The transcript has a single exon. The record is from RefSeq and is a predicted model, not a curated record. Gene Ontology annotation, cellular component: nucleus; centrosome; cyclin-dependent protein kinase holoenzyme complex. Bases 308 to 2032 code for a protein of 574 amino acids.